AUGGGUCGACAGGCCUAUUUGAACCGGCUCGCUUUGGGCCGGUCCCCCUACGAAGCUCCCGACAACGCGGCGGUUGACCCCUCCACUCCAGUCCGACGAAUCUCCAACGUCCAUGCGGACGAUUACAUGCAGCAAUAUGAUACUCGAGGGCACCCUGUUAAUCCUGAGUCCAGAACCCUCGGGAAAGAACUCCGGAGAGCAAAGAAUGACAUCCUCUCAACAAUGGGGAUUGUCGUCAGUGGAGAAGACCGAAACUCUACUAUCCCCAAUGAACAGCAAAAGAUCAACCAGAUUGCGAGUGAGAAUGACUUCGGACUGGUAAUAACAACUCUCGAUCAAUUGUUCAUCUUUUUCGGCACUUGGUGGACCUCUUCAGUCACUGGUCGAGUACAGACUUACCGGCAUUAUGCCAAUUCCGCAUUACUCGGUGUCGUGCAGUCUGAGAGAGACGCCGCGGGGAUUCUUGGCUUCUAUUUUUCGGGAAUUCCUGCCUGGGCAAUGUCUAGUGCGUUGGCUAUAGCUCGUGAAACCCCGCUGAAACGGGUGUUUGUCUCUUUCCGAGACUACGUUCAGUCUUUGACCGGCGACUCGCUCGGUGUUCGUUCUCUUUUCGGACUUCUAUACACAGGGGCGAGAAAUGCUGUGCUCAUGUUGUCUAUGGAGUUCUACAUGUACUCCACACUCCAAUCUCUUUCCCUUGUUUCUCCAUAUGGAAUCCCCGGCGCUCAACUUUUGCUUCCCUUUGGCAGAGAAUCUUUGCUACAGCUACCAUCCUUGCCCGCUGAUUUCUCCCCUCACUCCCUGGGGAAUACGCUCGUGCAAUUGUUAAUAUCUCCUGGCGUUUUAGUCUUCCUCUAUGGGUACUACUUGCGGCCGGAGCUUGAAGAGCGUAUCUAUCGGUUGAUCAGACGACACCUUCCAAAACCAGCUCUUCCUGACGAACUCUCAGUCCGCGUUGCCUUUGAAGAGAACCUGAUAGAGUGGGUGGUGCCCACCCUGGGCCGCAGGUCAGACGAAGAAUUAUACCGCAGCUCACUCCCACUAUUCGAAGAUAUCAAGUUCGAACUGGCCACUUUUCGCAGAUGGGUAUCAUCCCUUUUUGGACUAAGAUCGAAUCAAUUGUCAGAGAAGCAAGCCCUCCUGUCCUUUAGUCGCGAGAGGAAUCAAAAUCUACGCAAUGAGAUUGCGUUAUUGCGAAAUGAACUCGAUGGAUUCCAACACACCCCUGAGGGUGAAGAAGGACCAAAUGAUCAUGUGUCUAGGCCACCGGGAAUCACUCCUGAUGCCCAGGUUUCCGCUCUUGCAUCGCGAGCACGACCACGCCCAGGGGAAGCAAGUCGACCCACACAUUUGACUCAGGCAGAAUCAGUUAUUGGGCUGAAUCAGGUUCUUACAAACGAAAAUCGUAUGUCUCAAUCGCCUGGGGAAAUGAGCAAUGACUAUUUCUCCGAGAUAGCUACUGCUGGACGAACAAGUCGUCUCUCAGCCACUUCAACACCGCAGGAGCAAACAGCCCCUUUGCAAAACGGUAAUGAUGUUGCUACGGACCGACAGAGCUCGCGAUCUAAUACUCUCUUUUCUCGGUCAUCAUCACCAGAAACCUUACCUCCUACGUCGCCUCGCGUAAGAGCAUCCUUGAUUCACCAGAGCCCCGACGUUAUCACGAUGCAGCUUGAGUUGAUGGGUAAUCGAAACCGUCACCCGCAAAUCCAACCUCCAAAUCCUGCCCAGUUGAAUGCACUAGCGCGCAACAAUGUGUCAGGACCAAAUACAAAUCCGGACACCAUGGACAGACGAUCCAUAGCCGAGUUCCUCGAAGCUCUGAUCCUAAGCCAGGCCCAGCGCCAGGCCCAGCAGACCCUAGCAGCUGCAGAUACGGACGGCCUCUCAAGUAUCACGGCCGGGCCAUCCAACGCUACCCCGCAAGACUUGGGUGCCCCUGAAUUAGACCCUCAAAUUCCGGCCCCAGAAACCCAAGCCACCGACGCUCCAACUUUAGAGUCCAUUGAGGAAGCUCUAGGGUCCAUCAUUCCAAACAUUCUCCCAGAUGGCGUGGAAGAACCAAACGACGAAGAGCCCUCCAAUGAAAACCCUGUCGCAGACGCAGAUCAUAAUGAAGACACUCAAUCUGAUACUCUCGACCAGUCAAUUCUACCCUCUUCCCUGAUUCCUGGACAAGUGGCAAACACAUUGUCUCAGGUCCACCGCGUCACCCUUCUUUCGGCAUACCCAGUGGACUCUCUCGCAUCUCACCUCGCCGCUUCAAUUAGCUGCAUCAUACUCGCGCCGCUUGAAGCACUCUACCUUCGCUCAUUGACCCGAUCCUGGAUUAUCUCCCACCCUUCCUCCGUUACGCGUCUCUCAGAUAUCCACCCCUUGGGUCUUUGGUUUGGCGGAAGAACUUGGCCAGAUAUAUGGGCCUAUUCCUAUCGACUCGUGCUCAUGAGAGGAAUGCAAGUUGCGAUGAGAGCGGGGAUUUGGGGGUUCCUGGUGGGCUCAACGAUGAGGAUAGGGAGAAACUUCUGUGGUUGGGGAACACUGUGA
Messenger RNA from Penicillium verrucosum, 2544 nucleotides. RefSeq lists its product as uncharacterized. The transcript has 4 exons. The record is from RefSeq and is a predicted model, not a curated record. NCBI's taxonomy places the organism in Eukaryota, Fungi, Ascomycota, Eurotiomycetes, Eurotiales, Aspergillaceae. Bases 1 to 2544 code for a protein of 847 amino acids.